AUGGUUCACCUCGCAACUGUCAACACACCCCCGGACUCGGCGUCCGUCUCCGGUGCCGAGGACUCGUCGUCCGGUGUCAACCUCCGCAAGGUGCAGCAGCAGCUGAAGAAGGUGCAGCUCCAGCUCGCUGACCACGACGAUGGCUACACCACCAGCGUCUACGGCUCCCGCUUCGCCAACCAGGACCUCCCCAAGAGCGAGAUGCCUGAGAGCGAGAUGCCCAAGGAGGUCGCCUACCGCAUGAUCAAGGACGAGCUCAGCCUCGACGGCAACCCCAUGCUCAACCUGGCCUCCUUUGUGACGACUUACAUGGAAGAAGAAGCCGAGAAACUCAUGGCCGAGAGCUUCAGCAAGAACUUCAUCGACUACGAAGAAUAUCCCGCUUCAGCAGACAUUCAAAACCGUUGCGUCUCCAUGAUCGGCAAGCUCUUCCACGCCCCCGUCGGCGCGGGCGAGGGCAUCGGCGCUGUCGGCACCUCGUGCGUCGGCUCCUCCGAGGCCAUCAUGCUUGCCGUCCUCGCCAUGAAGAAGCGCUGGAAGAACCAGCGCAAGGCCGAGGGAAAGUCUACGGAGAACCCCAACAUUGUAAUGUCCUCCGCCGUCCAGGUCUGCUGGGAAAAGGCCGCCCGCUACUUCGAGGUCGAGGAGAAGCUCGUCUACUGCGCCCCCGACCGCUACGUCAUUGACCCCCAGGAGACCGUCGACCUCAUUGACGAGAACACGAUUGGUAUCUGCGCCAUCUUGGGUACUACCUACACUGGCGAGUACGAGGACGUCAAGGCUGUCAAUGACCUGCUGAUUGAGAAGAACCUCGAUAUUCCCAUCCACGUUGACGCCGCCAGUGGAGGUUUUGUCGCCCCUUUUGUCGUGCCUGACCUGGAGUGGGAUUUCCGCCUCAAGAAUGUCGUCUCUAUUAAUGUUUCUGGUCACAAGUACGGCCUCGUCUACCCCGGCGUUGGCUGGGUCGUCUGGCGCUCCGCUGAGUUCCUCCCCCAGGAGCUCGUCUUCAACAUCAACUACCUCGGCGCCGACCAAGCCUCUUUCACCCUCAACUUUUCAAAGGGCGCCUCCCAGGUCAUUGGCCAGUACUACCAGCUCAUCCGCCUUGGCAAGAAGGGCUACCGCGCCAUCAUGUCAAACCUCACCCGCACUGCAGACUACCUCUCUCAGUCCCUCGAGGUCCUCGGCUUCCGCAUCAUGUCCAAGCGCUCCGGCGAGGGCCUGCCCCUCGUCGCCUUCCGACUGCCUGAGGUCGCCGAAGGCGAUGAGGACCGCCACUACGACGAAUUUGCUCUCGCCCACCAGCUCCGCGUCAGGGGCUGGGUCGUCCCCGCCUACACCAUGGCCCCCAAGACAAACGACCUCAAGAUGCUCCGCGUCGUCGUCCGCGAGGACUUUAGCAAGUCGCGCUGCGACUCGCUCAUCACCGACAUCAAACUAUGCAUGGGUCUGCUCGAGCAGAUGGACAAGGAUGGCGUCAAGAGGCAACAGGAGUACAUCAGCAAGCACCACCUCACGAGCUCGAAAUCCACCCACAACCACCCAAAGUUCAGAAAGGAAAAGCAUUCCCUACAGGGUAAGACUGGCAAAACGCAUGCCAUCUGCUAA
Messenger RNA from Colletotrichum orchidophilum, 1608 nucleotides. RefSeq names its product glutamate decarboxylase. Gene Ontology annotation, cellular component: cytosol. The record is from RefSeq and is a predicted model, not a curated record. Gene Ontology annotation, molecular function: glutamate decarboxylase activity; pyridoxal phosphate binding. The transcript has 6 exons. Bases 1 to 1608 code for a protein of 535 amino acids. Gene Ontology annotation, biological process: L-glutamate catabolic process. NCBI's taxonomy places the organism in Eukaryota, Fungi, Ascomycota, Sordariomycetes, Glomerellales, Glomerellaceae.